Molecule: messenger RNA, 1913 nt
Organism: Acomys russatus (golden spiny mouse)
Lineage: Eukaryota; Metazoa; Chordata; Mammalia; Rodentia; Muridae
Gene: Me1
Product: malic enzyme 1
Exons: 14
Coding region: 50-1768 (572 amino acids)
Biological process (GO): pyruvate metabolic process; malate metabolic process
Cellular component (GO): mitochondrion
Molecular function (GO): malate dehydrogenase (decarboxylating) (NAD+) activity; malate dehydrogenase (decarboxylating) (NADP+) activity; NAD binding
Source: RefSeq, a predicted model, not a curated record
GCGGCCGCCGCCCGCCGCACUCCGCGCCCGCCCCGCCACUGUGCCGGCCAUGGAGCCCCAGGCCCCCCGCCGCCGCCACACCCACCAGCGCGGCUACCUGCUGACGCGGAACCCGCAUCUCAACAAGGACUUGGCUUUUACUCUGGAAGAGAGACAGCAACUGAACAUUCAUGGAUUGUUGCCGCCUUGCUUCGUCAGCCAGGAGAUCCAGGUCCUUAGAGUCAUUAAGAACUUUGAGCGUCUGAACUCUGACUUCGACAGGUAUCUUCUGUUGAUGGAUCUGCAAGAUAGAAAUGAGAAGCUGUUUUAUAGUGUGCUGAUGUCUGAUAUUGAGAAAUUCAUGCCUAUUGUGUACACUCCCACCGUGGGGCUCGCAUGCCAGCAAUACAGUUUGGCAUUCCGGAAGCCAAGAGGCCUCUUCAUCAGUAUCCAUGACAAAGGGCAUAUUGCUUCGGUUCUUAACGCAUGGCCAGAAGAUGUCGUCAAGGCUGUUGUGGUGACUGAUGGGGAGCGGAUUCUCGGCUUAGGAGACCUUGGAUGUAAUGGGAUGGGCAUCCCUGUGGGUAAACUGGCCCUGUACACAGCAUGUGGAGGGGUGAAUCCACAACAGUGUCUGCCUGUCAUUUUGGACGUGGGAACUGAAAAUGAGGAGUUACUUAAAGAUCCACUGUACAUUGGACUGCGACAGAGGAGAGUGAGAGGUCCUGAAUAUGACAAGUUUUUGGAUGAAUUCAUGGAGGCAGUUUCUUCCAAAUAUGGCAUGAAUUGUCUUAUUCAGUUUGAAGAUUUUGCCAAUCUGAAUGCAUUCCGUCUCCUGAACAAGUAUCGAAACAAGUAUUGCACAUUUAAUGAUGACAUUCAAGGAACAGCGUCUGUUGCAGUUGCGGGUCUCCUUGCAGCUCUUCGAAUAACGAAGAACAAGCUCUCUGAUCAGACAGUGCUGUUCCAGGGAGCUGGAGAGGCUGCCUUGGGGAUCGCCCACUUGAUUGUUAUGGCCAUGGAGAAAGAAGGUUUAUCAAAAGAGAAAGCUAUCAAAAAGAUAUGGUUGGUCGACUCAAAAGGAUUAAUAGUCAAGGGACGUGCUUCUCUCACGGAAGAAAAAGAGGUGUUUGCCCAUGAACAUGAAGAAAUGAAGAACCUAGAAGCCAUUGUUCAAAAGAUAAAACCAACUGCCCUCAUAGGAGUGGCUGCAAUUGGUGGUGCUUUCACAGAACAAAUUCUCAAGGAUAUGGCUACCUUCAAUGAGCGGCCUAUCAUUUUUGCUUUGAGUAAUCCAACCAGCAAAGCAGAGUGUUCUGCAGAGCAGUGCUAUAAAGUGACCAAGGGCCGUGCAAUCUUUGCCAGCGGCAGCCCUUUUGAUCCAGUCACUCUUCCGGAUGGACAGACUCUGUUUCCCGGCCAAGGCAACAAUUCCUACGUGUUCCCUGGAGUUGCCCUUGGGGUGGUGGCCUGUGGACUGAGACACAUCACUGAUAAGGUCUUUCUCACCACCGCUGAGGUCAUAGCUCAGCAAGUGUCAGAUAAACACUUGGAAGAAGGCCGGCUCUAUCCUCCUCUGAAUACCAUCCGGGAUGUUUCGUUGAAAAUUGCAGUAACGAUCGUGACAGAUGCAUACAGAGAAAAGAUGGCCAGUGUUUAUCCUGAACCUCAAAACAAAGAAGAAUUCGUCCGCUCCCAGAUGUACAACACUAAUUACGACCAGAUCCUACCUGAUUGUUAUUUGUGGCCCGAGGAAGUCCAGAAAAUACAGACCAAAGCCAACCAGUAACACAGCAGCUAGAAUUUCUAACCUUAUUAAUAAGACCUUGAAGUUUUCGUACUUUUUCAGGGUUGGAUCUUUUUUUGAUGAUUCAUAGCGUGCUUAGACUAAGGUGACUUUAGUUUAACAAUCAGAUUUGCGGGAGUAUAUUAAG